UAAACAGCUGGGGCAACACAAACUGUGUGCCGGGUGUGUGUGUGUUGUUCGCUGUUUUUAAAUUAUCUGUAGCUGCAUUUCAGUAACAAAUAUACAACGGACGACAUGAAAGUGCUGCAAUGUCUCCAAGGUCGUCUGAGUAACUCAUCAAAAUGUUCGUUCAUCCCCGUCCACCCGCACAUGCGACCCCGCACUCGUAGCAGCAUCACGAUAUGGAACCUGCCAGAGGAGAUCCUCCUACACCUGCUCACGAACCUCCAGAUCAAAGACCUGCUCAACAUGAGGGCUGUACACCCUCGUUUCCGUGAUCUCAUUGACACCUUUACAUCACUGUGGACCGUUGUGCGUUUCCAUGACUGUUGGCCGACACUGAAAAACAUCCAUCACUUCCAGAGGGCAGCAGAUAAUGGAAAUGUUGAGGCACUAGUGAAGUUAGCUGUAGCAUACCUGUAUAAUGAAGGAUUGCCGGGAGAGCUGGACACAAGAAACAUUAUAGAAAACGGAACGAAUGCGGCACGUCUGUUCUGCCAGAUUGAGACAAUCACACCGAACACCGUCCCGUUCACGUGGCUCUUCUUCCGGCCGCCAUGGUCGACGACGGGCGCCUGCUGCAAGGAGUGCGUCUUCACCUACAUGAAGCAGCACCUCGAACAGAAUGCGAAUCGCGACAUUGCUGUGUGCGUGGCUAAAACGGUAGAGUUACUCGACUGUCCAGAGCGUCACCAGGAGAUCGUUCAGUAUCUUCAGUUGGGGGCGUCGCUCGGCUCUGGGGAAUCGGCGUUCCUGCACUGGAAACACCAGUACAGCAGUGUGAACCUUGACAAAGCUGUGGAGCUGGAAAGUAUCCGUCGCCUGCGUGACGUGGCGAGUAUGGGCUGCAUGGAUGCCAGGCUGUGUCUGGCGAGGUUUUACACGUGCGGGAAGUAUGGCGACAUAUCACCCACUCAGGCUGCUCACUUCCUGCGCUCCGUGUUCCAGUCGUCCAGUCCAUCGGGAAUCCAUAUGAUCUUCAACUCUGUGCGAGACCCCACACCCUCGAUGAGGUAUAUUCUGGUGGACUGGCUGGUGGAGGUUGCUGGUAUGAAGGAGUUCUCUACUCUUACCCUUCACUGCGCUGUCAGUCUCGUCGACCGAUUUCUUAAAGUGCACGUAGUGCCCCGGUCUAAACUACAGCUACUUGGGGUCGCUGCCAUGGUCAUAUGCUCAAGGUUUCUAGGAAAGGAUAUUAUUACAAUCCGAGAAGCAGCAUGGUUGACAGACAACACAUACAAGUAUGAGGAUGUUGUCCGCAUGAUGGGGGAGAUCACAGCGACGUUGAGGGGACAUAUCAGGGUGCCCACUGGUUUGGACUAUGUGGGGCUGGUGAACACCCUGGCGAGUUCAGACUUGCAGACGGUCGUGUUGUCGGAGUACAUCUGUGAGCUGUGUCUCCUGCAGGCUGAGAUGGGUCAGUACAGCCCCACCGAGAUCGCUGCCAGCUCCGUCCUGCUCGCCAGACUCCUCACCAAAAACAAAUGUCCGUGGCCGGUCAAGAUGGAGGAGUACACAGGCUUCUCUCUGGAGGAUAUCAGCCGCUGCUCUUUCCACAUACAUGAAAAAUGUUUUCUGGAAGGCUGUGUGGUCGAUCACCGUGACAUCACACUGCAGGCCGUCAAACAGAGAUACGCAGAUGAGAAGUUCUACAAGGUCAGCGAGAUAGAGAUUAUGAGUUACGAGGAACUCUGCAGGAUGCUUGGUGUGACGGAACAUCUUCUCCACGGGUUUGAUGUCAAGCUGAGGUUCCGCAAUGCUGACGAGUUGAUAGUGUCGCCCUCUAGAGGCAAAAGUCGAAAUCAAAGAACAAUCAAGAGAUGUGUAGACAGAGAGAAGGCGGCGACACCGACAGUCGAGCGGUGUUCAUUCUCGGACGACAUCAUGUCGGGUUAUGACGGCGAUCAAGAAGAGGAUGAAGAUUCUUUUUUGGACAUCACAGACUCUGGUACCAGUAUGCUGAGUGAAACUUCUGACCUGGCCAUGGACUCGGACAGUGAUACCUACUCCGCCUGCCUGUCGAGUUUCUGCCAGGGUGGGUCGGCGGGGAUCCGCGUUUCGUACGGCUCGUUCACGAGUGCCUGGCCACGCGACUCAGCCAGACUGUCUGCAAGAUGUGCAUGUGAUCUCUCAUCUUCUUCAUCAUCAUCGUCGUCAUCAUCAUCAGGCAUUUCCUCAUCAUUCUCCGCAUCAAGCCAGCACUCGGAGUCUAAAUUUUCCCGCUUAUCUAGUCUCCCGCACUCCGAUGACGUCAGCAUGGCUGGCCCCUCAUCUAGUCAUCCUUCCAGCCUGGCGUAUGUACAUCCACGCAGGAAGAGUCUGCGGUCCGUCACGAAAAUGACGUCGCCCAACGCACUAAGAAGGAAGAACAGAAGAUCGUCUAGGACAGUAUCAUGAAGAUUGUAGAGGUUUAGCAAAUCUAUUGUGUGUAUUUAGACAUCGGGAGAAAGAACUUGGGUUGGGGGGUGGGGGGUAAAUCAGUUAUUACGUAUUAUAUAUCUAUUGUGUGUAUUUAGACAUCGGGAGAAAGAACUUGGGUUUGGGGGGGGGGGGGGGGGUAAAUCUGUUAUUAUGUAUUAUAUAUCUAAUAUCAUGUGUAUUUAGACAUCGGGAGAAAGAACUUGGGUGGGGGUGGUAAAUCUGUUAUUACGUAUUAUAUAUUUAAUAUUGGGUAUAUUUAGAUAUUGAACGGUGGGUGGGUGUUAAUCUGUAUUUAAGUAUUAGAUAGCUUGUGGUAAUAUUGUGGCUACAUUUAGUUAUAGUCAGUAUUGACAUGUUUUGUGUUAUAUCAUGUAUUUGACUACAUUUCAUAUUGUAAUGUGAGUUACGUUACAUAUUGUAUUGUGUAAUACAGUAGGUAACACAGCUGUCACUGUUUCAUUGUGACACGAGUAUCUAACUAUUAUUCCGAGGGUUACAAAACUUUGUUACAUAUGGUAUCAAAUUGUAAUGUCAGUUACGCUGUUAAUGCAUUACUGUCACUGUUACCGUGUGACACAUUUUAAAUGGUGUCUGCUGUUACAUAUGUUUUACACAGAGUGUUUGAGUGUAGUAAUAUUAACAGGUGAUGUAUGGAUUGAUACACCAAGGGUGUGAUUUCUGUUUCUUUUGCAUAAAAUAUGUUCGUAAAGUAAUUUGGAUUUGAUCUGAUUUGCUGAAAAAUUAUAUUUAUUUAAAUAUGGUAUAGUUUUCAGGUUCCAAAAGAUCAUUUAUUUUUAAAUGGGUAUUUCAUCUCUGAUAGUAGUGAUACCUAUCUUAUGGUAACUACCAUUACAUUUUGUAACGGGUGUAGUAGCUACAAUAUACAGUUAUGUAACCUAACAAGCAUUUAUAACGUAAUUGGGUGUCUCGUCUUGAUUACAUUUCACAUAUGGACUGUGUCUGAUAUUUAAGGAUUGUUUGUUAUUUCUUUUACGUUCAUCGGGGAAUGAACAAAAAAUUUGUAUCUGCAAACUGAAUCGGUGAAGCCGUUCUCACAUAAGUUUGCGGAUGAUUUUUUUUUUUUUAUAUCCAGAUGAACGUAAAAGAAACGACAGACAAUACUUAUAAUUAAAUUUGAAUCAUACUUGCAAAUAAUAACACUAAAACGUCAGACUUUAUUUUGAAUUAAUUUUGGUUCAUAAACAACACUCAUUAAGACUUGCCCAUAUAAAAUGACAUCAUCAGAUAUGACGUCCCUUGACAACGUAAUUAUUAUGUUCAUCAAAAAAUUAACAAACUCUCAUUGCUACAUCUGGACCAAUGGGAUGACAUUAUGUUGUAAUGACACAGUAACUGAAAUUUAAUUAUAUAGAGAAUAACUAUUUAAUGAAGUUGGACAUCUGCUGUAUCCUGUAAAGGUAAGAAUGGAAAAUUCCACGAGGCUCUGUGUAAUUUGGUUGCAUGAUAAAUUAUUAUAAGUGGGGUGUAUAGCUGCAUUACAUAAUGAGCAUAAUUUAGAUUGUAAUCAUGUUGCAUAAUUAAUAUGAAAACACAUUACAUUUACUACUCAUCUGGUGCAAUGUUACCUAGUGUACUGGUUUAGUGUGUAUUGUAGGCAGGAUCAUUUGACAGUUGAUCUACGAAUUACAUGAUACACGUGACUUGAUAUAAACUUUCAGCUGGUAGAAAGCUGAGCUAGAAAACUGGCACACCUCCCUUAAUGCGACAGUUUCAUUGGUUAAUUGAUCUCAUCGUCCAAGCCAUUGCUUACAUCAAACAUUACGUGUGAUGUAAUAUAUAUCAGGUGAGGGAAGGAGCGGUGUCAUGUUACAAGAACAUGAUGCAGUGCAUUUUAUAUAAUACUUUAUACUUAUACUCAAAUUACAAGACUAAUUGCACAAGAAAAUAUUUCUGUGACUUGUUCUUUUGUAGAUGGUAUUUCCGACACUCGUCCCCAAACAAAAUCUAUUCAUCGUGUUUGCUAAAAAUUAUUUUUCUUGAGACUAAUGUCAGAAAAAGACAUGCCAGUAACUAAUGGUGUGUAUAUUCAUGUUCACCAAAUGCUCACCACGGUAUCAUAAGUUAUUUUUCAAACAUUUUAAACGGGUAGAAUCGGCUAAACAUGAAGUUAUAUUUUUUUAAUUUAUGACUACAAAGCUACGAUGAAAUUAUUAACCAAAGUACUGAUUGAACAAAAGUGGGACAGGACAGUUAGGACCUGAAAGUACUCUCCAAGAUAAAUUAAAUGUAUUUAUUUUAAGGAAAUGUUUUUGUGAGAUUAUUUCAUUGAUAACUGCCAUGCACCCUAACUUUAAGACCAUUCUCAAACAAUUAUUACUGCAGUAUUAAGAUUCACGUUCAUAAUGGUAGCAUAUUCUGUUUUCAACUGUGCACUGGGUUAUUUUUACCAGUCAUUGUACGUAACACAUACCGAUAGUGAAUGUCAUAUCCAUUUUUGUUUUAGGCUUGGAGUGGGGUGGAGGUGUAAUCAUUUUACUGUGUUGGCACAUAUGCAAAACACAGUUGUGUUUUGGUUUGUGCUAGACAUAAAAUAUUCCCUCGUGUAAGCUAUUAAAUGUUAAAUAUUUAAUAGGUAUGUAAAAUGAGAGAGAUUGUUAGGCUUUAAAGCUCUGACCCUAGUUUUUAGGCACUAACAUUAUUUUGGCUAUUACACCUUUUUUCACCAUCAACUUAAACAUUAAUGCUUAACAUUUAAACAAUAUUUUGACAAACUAAAAAUGUUUCGUCUUGAUAUUUGUAGUAGUUCAAAAUUGAUUUUAUGCAAAGAAGAAAUUACGCACCUUAAAAACUAGGGUUAGUGACUUUAAACUGAGAUAUAUUUGUACAUAUUUUAAUUUUACUGGCUGUUUGUAGCCGGAAGUAACACAAGAACUUUACUGGAUGUAGAAUAGUGCUGUUAAAAACACUGCCUAGAUGAAAUGUGAUAUUCUAUUGUGCAUACAAGUCACAUUGCACAGUCUGUUUUCAUUAUUGUGAUGAGAUAAUGUUUAAUUUUAAUUAACAUCGUUUGUAGAUAUGUAGAAACAAAGUGCUAUAGAAUUGUCCAUUCGGAUUAUUUAUUGUGUAUAUAAAUUUUGUAUAGAAUUUAUUCCCAUCAGUUACUCUUUUCUAUGCUAAACUCUUCCAUAAGUGGUUUUCAUCAUGAAGCAGUUAACGACAGAAGUUGCUGUUUUCAGCUGUGAUUAGUUGUUACCAUUCCUUUCAUCAUAUAGACUACAGUUUUGUAACAUACAUUUGUGCUUUAAAGCAAAUUGAAUAACGAUACUUUCCACUGAUCAUGUCGAGCAUUCCAUAUUAUGCACUCAGCAAAUACUGCUUAAAAUGGCUGCUCACCGUUUGUUACUUUUUAUUUGUCUCUGUUACACGGAUGAAAAGUUAGUGAUGUUUAUUGUGUUUAAUCAUGAUCACCUUCCAGUGACCUGUCAGCAUUCUUAUGGAUGUGUAUUAAUACCUCAGCAUAAUUGUUGGUUACUAUAAUAACAUGAUUCAGUUGAUUAUCAUCCAUGCAUCUCUCAAUCUGGUUUGUCGUUGAAUUGUUAUCUUGUGUUGUCAUCAACUUUGUUGAUUUGUACAGACAUAAUUAUAUUAAUGUUAUGGACCCUCUCUAUCAGAAAAUCCUAGAUCCAUAUCUGGUAAUAAUUUUAGACCUAUGUCACGAUCCCCCAAAUGCAUGUUUCUCAUGCACACCAUUCUAUUUUUAUUUAUAUAUACGGGUCCACUGUUUUAAACAGCUUUAAACAAACUUGCAUAAUUCAGUUACAGAAUUGUGCAUCAGUAAAUGUUCUCAGUACAGGCCAUCAUUCAGCGUUUAUCAUUGUAGUAAAUAAAUCAAUGUGCUCUAGUGGUGUCGUUAAAGAAAACAAACUUUAAGUUUAUCAUUGUAGAUCAGCAUGUAUUUCUGCAAUCACACUGAUCUUCAUUGUAUAAGUAUCCCAUGCUAUUUUUGUUCCAUAUGUUCUCAGGAAUUGCUUGAUCAAUAGUGUUUAUUCAUUUAAAGCAUGAAGUAUUUUUUGAAAAAAAUGAGAUGUGUUUACUUUUUACCACAGUCUAAGCCUCUAUUUCAUUGUAGCUCCGUGAAUUCUCAGGACUGAUUUCAUCAACAGUGUUUAUUUAGCUAAAGCGUGAAACAUUUUUUGCGUGAAAAUCUGAAAGUAUGUUACUGUUUGACAGUAUUAAGUCAUCAGCAAUAUUCAUCUACACAAAUGAUCAUGUUAUGUUUUAUACAUGUUUUUCUAAAACAUUUGCAUACACAUUGGUACCGACUUAGAACUUAACAUACAAGUAUCUGUCAUUAAUUCUCAAACAGUUUUAGUUUGUGAUAUUUCUUUUCAGUUUUAACACCAAACAUUUAGUAUUUUGUGUUUUGUUUUUUGGAGGAAUUUUAUGCUGUUAGGCAAUGUUUACAUUAUGGUAUUUUAUUGUAUAUCUGUAGGUUUGUAUUUCGUCACCCCAUCCAUAAUGAUGGCAAACAUCCACACUGAUCUAGGGUAUAAAAAGAACAACCACUGUGACUUUACUUAGUUGAGACUCCUCCCCAAACCCCUUUCAAAUAUAAGCCAACUAACCUAACAAUGUGAUGAUAGGGAUUUUAAAAACUCCAGAUACAUGUAUAUUUAAUCAUGGUACAAUGUACCUCCAAAUAAUUAAAAAACCAAUUGUGGUGUCCUUUAAAAUAUCAUAAUUUAUUAUAAUUCAUGGACAUAAUAUAAAAUGUGAUAAAUGAUUUAGACCACAAACUUUCAAUAAUCAGUACUUUAUCAGUUCAACAAUGUGAUGAAUGUCAUGCAUAUAUUUCCAAAUCUGACCUUUGACCACCACACCUACCCCCGGUUUUGCUUUGAGAAUCUCUAGAACACACUUGGUGGGUGGGGUUGGAAUAAGAGUAAUUUUUUUUAUAUAUAUUUCACUACAUGCAUGCACAUUGACAACAACAUUUAACAAUACAAUUACUUUAUUAUUAAGUGCAAUUUUUACGCAACAUCUCAUUCAGUGUCUGUUGUUUUCCGUGAUCUCAAGCAGUGUGUAUCUUCUGUUGCUGAUUUGACUGUUAUGCAUUGUUUGAAUGGUCAUCCGACAUUAAACUCAUUUCUGGUUGAAUGAUGCAUGUUUAUAAACUCAUUUCUUAUUGGGUGCUGCUUGGUGAUAAAUUUACUUCUGAUUGGAUAUUGUUCAGUGAUAACUCAUUUCCGAUUGGUUGUUGCUAGGUGAUAAAAUAUGUGAUAAUCAUUAUUACCAAAGACAUUCCUGUAAGGGAUGUUGGGAACUACAAUAUGAGUGUAAUGCAAUGUUUGAUUGGUUAAUCCUGUUAAUGAAUUGAAUUAUAAGGAAUGUUUACCUCAGAUGUUUUGUUGUAUGAUAAUGUAUGCAGUCUAAAUAUUGAAUGAAGUGGUCAUUAGAAUUGACAAGUGUUGAUCAAUUUGAUAUUUAUUAAUAUUAUUUUGUAAUAAAACAAAAUUGAUAUAA
This is a messenger RNA of Gigantopelta aegis, 7935 nucleotides long. RefSeq names its product cyclin-F-like. The transcript is spliced from 15 exons. The coding region runs from base 106 to 2427 and encodes 773 amino acids. Gene Ontology annotation, biological process: mitotic cell cycle phase transition; regulation of cyclin-dependent protein serine/threonine kinase activity. Gene Ontology annotation, cellular component: cytoplasm; centrosome; nucleus. NCBI's taxonomy places the organism in Eukaryota, Metazoa, Mollusca, Gastropoda, Neomphalida, Peltospiridae. The record is from RefSeq and is a predicted model, not a curated record. Gene Ontology annotation, molecular function: cyclin-dependent protein serine/threonine kinase regulator activity; protein binding.